UCAAAUGUCUUAUUUUAAUCAGUUUUCAACUAAGGUUUUUAAACAUUUUAUUCUGAUCUUUCUAUCACUUUUAAUACCUACAUCAUUACGUUAUAAACAAAGAUUUUUCACAUAGUAAUGAUAUCGAUUUCAUAAUAAACAAAAUGUUCUUUCGAAGACGAAGCGCCGCACCUAAAUUUUUCAUAGCAGCGGUAAUUGGAGCUGUAUUGUAUAAUGAAUUGUUCGUGUAUCACUUGCAAACCAUUUACUGGAACGUCUUGAAGUGUCCAAAAGACAACUUGUCCUGUACAAAGAUAAUGUUUAUAGCUGAUCCUCAGAUACAAGGGGACACGGCGGUAUCGCCGCCUUUGAGUUACCUUUUCAAUUGGGAUAGUGAUAGGUACUUGAGGUCAACCUUUGCUGUGGCACUGAAUUAUUUCCAGCCUGAUGUGUUAGUUUAUCUGGGCGACCUCAUGGAUGAAGGCUCUAUAGCAACUAUAGAACAAUUCCAUGGCUAUGUUAAACGACUAUCCAAUAUAUUUCAAGUCUCUUAUCCUGUUAUUCAAGUAUGGUUACCAGGAGAUAAUGAUAUUGGUGGGGAAAAUGAACCAAUCCAAAGUGAAAAGGUGAAAGAAUUUGAGGCUGUGUUUAACCAGCCAGACAUAAUCACCUACAAAAACAUAUCAUUCUUCAAAGUUAAUGGCAUCACAUACACCUACCCACAUGGCACUGAUGAUGAUAAUUACAAAAUUAUUGUUUCACAUUACCCAGUUCUGUGGAAAACAGUCUUUGGUAAACAGGUGAAUGAUGCAAUACAACCUAAUAUUUACUUUUGUGCUCAUGAGCAUAAAUCCAAAUAUGUGGUUAAAGACAAAGAGUUGAGGAACAUUGCUGGUCAUGCUUUGAGGCUGGACGAUGACAUACUGACUGUGCACAGAGAUGGUGAUCUUUAUGAGAUAUAUGUACCAACAUGUUCCUACAGGAUGGGAACCAAUCGCAUUGGUUAUGGUGCUGCUAUAGUUGAGAACAACCAGCUGCUGCGGUACACGGUGCUGUGGUCUCCACAAAGAUUCAUAGAUUUAUUUGUGUAUGCUGGCAUUUUGAUAGUGUUUAUUGUAUACAUUUUUGUUUUUACCCUGUCCAGAAUGAUAUUUCGAUGUAGCCCGGCUCAGAAAAGCGAUGCAACUGUACCUUUAUUGCAAAUUAUUAAUUAACAGUUAAUUAUCAGCGUACAAGUUAUACUCAUUCAC
Messenger RNA from Papilio machaon (common yellow swallowtail), 1229 nucleotides. It is a transcript of the gene Mppe, whose product is annotated as metallophosphoesterase 1. Lineage: Eukaryota; Metazoa; Arthropoda; Insecta; Lepidoptera; Papilionidae. Gene Ontology annotation, cellular component: endoplasmic reticulum. The record is from RefSeq and is a predicted model, not a curated record. The transcript is spliced from 6 exons. Bases 144 to 1193 code for a protein of 349 amino acids. Gene Ontology annotation, molecular function: hydrolase activity. Gene Ontology annotation, biological process: GPI anchor biosynthetic process.